CUGUUGCAACUGGGCCCGGAAGCCGCCGCCACCGGCCGGGAGGGGGACGGGAUAGGACGAGGCGAUGCGCGCGGUCGCCGCCGGCGAUCCGGCCCGCGCCGCCUGAGCGGGCCCACCCGCGUCGCCCCGAUGGAGGGCAACCGCGACGAGGCGGAGAAGUGCAUCAGCAUCGCCCGCGCGGCGCUGGAGGCCGGGCACCGCGAGCGCGCCCUGCGCUUCUUGCACAAGGCCCAGAAGCUCUACCCGAGCCCCGCCGCCCGAGUUUUGUUGGAUGCCAUCAUGAAAAAUGGAAGUACUGCUGGGGGUGGUCCCUAUUGCCAAAAACCAGCUGGUGGCAAUGAUCAAAGUAAGCCCGCUAACACAAAGGACAGCAGUGCAUCUGGUGCAUGUGAAAGUGGUAAAGGCUACAACAAAGAACAAGUGGAAGGAGUACGCAGUAUAAAGAAAUGUAAAAAUUAUUAUGAAGUACUUGGAGUUGCAAAAGAUGCAGGUGAUGAAGACCUAAAGAAGGCUUAUCGAAAAUUGGCUUUGAAAUUUCAUCCAGACAAAAACCAUGCACCUGGAGCAACGGAAGCUUUCAAAAAGAUUGGAAAUGCAUACGCUGUGUUGAGCAAUCCAGAAAAACGAAAGCAGUAUGACCUUACCGGCAGUGAAGAGCAAGUAUGCAAUCACCCUGGCAAUGGUAGAUUUAACUUCCACAGAGGUUGUGAAGCUGAUAUUACUCCAGAGGAUUUGUUCAACAUGUUCUUUGGGGGGGCGUUUCCAACAGGUAGCGUACAUUCAUUUUCUAACGGUCGGGCUGGAUACAGUCAUCCUAACCAACACCGACAGAGUGGACAUGAAAGAGAAGAGGAGAGGGGUGAUGGAGGCUUCUCUAUGUUCAUCCAGCUGAUGCCUAUUAUUGUACUGAUCCUUGUCUCCUUAUUGAGCCAGUUGAUGGUUUCUAAUCCUCCCUACACCUUAUACCCAAGAUCGAGCACAGGGCAGACCAUUAAAAUGCAGACAGAAAACCUGGGUGUCAUUUAUUAUGUCAACAAAGACUUUAGAAAUGAAUACAAAGGAGCCUCUUUACAGAAGAUAGAAAAGAGUGUGGAAGAGGAUUAUGUGUCAAACAUUCGAAAUAACUGUUGGAAGGAGAGGCAGCAAAAAACGGACUUACUAUACGCGGCAAAAGUCUACCGAGAUGAUCGUCUCCGAAGGAAAGCAGACUCCAUGUCCAUGGACAACUGCAAAGAACUGGAGCGGCUGACCAGUUUAUAUCGAGGAGGCUGAACUAGAAUUUUCCAUGUGCAUCUUGAAGUACACUAUUAUCAUUCCUAUACAUUGAAGAAGUCUAAUUUCAUCACGAAAGCUGGAAAGAGGGUGGAUGUAAAACUCUACUGUGUAGCUGUUUCCAGAAUCCUUAUGCUGAAAUAUCAUUUAAUGGCUUCUUUACCUACUAUGAAAUAUAGGUAUUUUAAUUGUUUAGAUUUUACUCCAAAAGCUUCUGUGAAUUGUUUCAGCUCAAAAAGGAUGCUAUACUUGUAGAGACUUAGUCAUAGUGGUUCUCCUCUUAACAUAUUUGCCAUGUAAAUAUCUGUGGAAAGAACACUUUGUGUAUAUACAAGAUAAAUGACUUUCUAUUUAAUAUCUCAGAAAUCUAGCUCCAUAAAACAUUUUGUCUCACUGAUGGAAUAAAUAGUCUGAUUACAUCA
Molecule: messenger RNA, 1694 nt
Organism: Alligator mississippiensis (American alligator)
Lineage: Eukaryota; Metazoa; Chordata; Crocodylia; Alligatoridae
Gene: DNAJB14
Product: DnaJ heat shock protein family (Hsp40) member B14
Exons: 8
Coding region: 130-1272 (380 amino acids)
Biological process (GO): cellular response to misfolded protein
Cellular component (GO): endoplasmic reticulum membrane
Molecular function (GO): Hsp70 protein binding
Source: RefSeq, a predicted model, not a curated record